AUGCAUUCAUGCACUCAUGUUUGUUUUAACACUUUUGUUUUCUCCUUUCCAGGUGGUUCACCAGCUGUGAGUAUGAGCUCCAACAACAUGUCCUUAUCCAACCCCAUUUCAACUCAUAGCAUCAUGCCCCAGAGCUCCAGCCUCAUGUCCACCCCCACUGGGACCCGAAUGCCUUCUGUUCCUGCUGCUCGGAGUAUGGGCUGCUAUGGGAACCUUCCUUGCAACCAACCAAGCGCAUACAACGUGACUUCAGGAAUGAACCAAAUGCAGCCACACAGAAACCAAAAUCAAGUUCUGCCCAGUCAAAAUAACCCCAUGAUGUCUCGACAGCAAACCAUGACGCAGGGAAACAACGUAACGGCUUUUGGGACGGGGUCAGUGGUCAACUCACAGCAAGUAAGGCCAAGCUUGAACCAUGGAGCCACAGGUAUCCCUGCACAGAGGCCAGCCAACGUGAUGAUCACGGCUACUGCCACUGCUCAGAACUGGGCCCAGCAAGAAGCUGCAGUGAAGCAGCAGGACGCACUGAAACCCACAGGAGUCCGUUUCCCCACUGGAACUCCAUAUCCUAACCAGUCUUUGCAACGCAAUGUAGGCAACCAGCAUUUUCCUCAGCGUGCAUUGGCACCUCCCAACCAGUUAACAACAGGGGUCCAAAUGAGGCCUCCUCUUAACCAAAUGCACCAGACUUUAAAUGGACAAUCUGCUGGCUCACUACGAGGUCUCAGCAUAAGACCUAACCAGCUGAGAGGACAGACUGUGCCUACCUUGAAUCAGCCAGGAACAAGUAUGACACCUCCAUCAUCUUUGCCAUCAACCAGUUUCACAUCUACCAACCAAAACUCUCGGGCUUACCAAGGAAGUGACCAUGGUAAUGACCUAGCGUUUGACUUUCUGAACCAGCAAGGUGACAGUAUAGGACCUGCACUCAACAGUGACUCAGACUUUAUAGAUUCUUUACUGAAAACAGAACCUGGUAAUGAUGACUGGAUGAAAGACAUCAAUCUUGAUGAAAUUUUGGGGAACCACUCAUAA
Molecule: messenger RNA, 1035 nt
Organism: Mesitornis unicolor (brown roatelo)
Lineage: Eukaryota; Metazoa; Chordata; Aves; Mesitornithiformes; Mesitornithidae
Product: mastermind-like protein 2
Exons: 1
Coding region: 1-1035 (344 amino acids)
Biological process (GO): positive regulation of transcription of Notch receptor target
Cellular component (GO): nucleoplasm
Molecular function (GO): transcription coactivator activity
Source: RefSeq, a predicted model, not a curated record